This is a messenger RNA of Myripristis murdjan (pinecone soldierfish), 5681 nucleotides long. Its product is annotated as phosphofurin acidic cluster sorting protein 2. Lineage: Eukaryota; Metazoa; Chordata; Actinopteri; Holocentriformes; Holocentridae. The record is from RefSeq and is a predicted model, not a curated record. Gene Ontology annotation, molecular function: transmembrane transporter binding. The coding region runs from base 72 to 2870 and encodes 932 amino acids. Gene Ontology annotation, biological process: protein localization to plasma membrane. The transcript has 25 exons.
CGGCACAGAGUUCAGCAGCUCGCACGUUAGUCCGUCAGUUAGCAAGAGCUGCUCCCCAGGCAGUGGAGGUGAUGAUGGCGGCGGCUGUAGAGAGAGGAGGCGUCCGGGCCGCUUUCCUGAACCCGAGCAGCGGUGGCGGCGGUGGACCGGCACCGAUGAGCCUCCCGACCGGAGCGGUAGCCGGGUCUAUGGUCCUGGGCUCGGGCUCCGGCACCAUGCCUGUGCCCAUGAACCUCUUUGCGACCUGGGAGAUAGACCGAUCAUCACCGAGCUGCGUACCGAGGCUCUGCAGUCUCACACUGAAAAAGCUUAUCGUCCUCAAGGAGCUGGACAAAGAACUGAACUCCUUGUCUAUAGCUGUCAAAAUACAGGGUUCAAAGCGUCUUCUGAGAUCAAAUGAGUAUGUCCUCCCACCCAGCGGCCUAAUGGAGACUGAUCUGGAGCUCACUUUCUCACUACAGUACCCCCAUUUUCUGAAGAGAGACGCCAAUAGACUCCAGAUAAUGUUACAGAGGAGGAAACGCUACAAGAACCGGACCAUCCUGGGCUACAAGACGUUGGCCGUCGGAGUCAUCAAUAUGGCUGAGGUGAUGCAACACCCGACAGACGGAGGACAGAUUCUUGGUCUCCAUAGCAACGUGAAGGAGGCGCCAGUGCGUGUGGCGGAGAUCAGCGUGUACUCUCUGUCCAGCCAGCCCAUCGACCACGAGGACAGUAGCGGGCAGGCGGGACGCAAGGCCAAAACCUCAGACCGCUCCCCAGACAUGGAUAACUAUUCUGAGGAGGACGACGACAGCUACUCGUCAGAACAGGAAGCGAGUGAUGACGCAGUGCACGGCCAGGAUCUCUACGAUGAAGACGACGAGGUCAGAAAGCCGAAGAAGGCCCGGAGGAAAAUGAUCCGAACAACCUCCAUGACCAGGCAACCCAACUUCAAGCAGAAGUUUGUGGCCUUGUUGAAGAGGUUCAAGGUGUCAGAUGAGGUCUUGGACUCUGACCCAGUGGAUCAGACCCAGGAGGUGGAGGAGGAUCUGGACUUACUCUACGACAGUCUGGAGGUGUACAACCAGAGUGACAGUGGGCCGGAGAUGGAGGACAACGAGAGUGUCCUGAGCACGCCCAAACCCAAACUGAAGCCGUUUUUUGAAGGGAUGUCUCACUCCAGCUCCCAGACAGAAAUUGGAAGCCUGCACAGCCAAAAGAGCCAGCACAGAGAGCUGUCAUGUCCUAGUGGAGAGUUCCUAUCUGUGGAGAGGUGUAAAGUGCAAGGUUCCAGGUAUCAGGAUGACAGCAUCACAGACACCACCAUUGGGGAGACAGAGGCGGACGAUGGCGGGCAGGUAAUGGGGGACGUGACCAGCGGCUGGGAUGUCAGCACUGAACGGCUGGCUGGCACUGUUGGCAAGCUCUGCAAGACAGAGUCCCAAAACCACAUGUCCCCCAGCAAAGUGGAGAACAGGCUGCAGCGGCGUCCUCGCAGCACCUCCAUGAAGGACAGACAGAACUCCAAGGCCCAGAGUGACAGGACCAGCAGCAUGGACAGCGAGUGCUCUCCAGACUCACGGCUCAUAGCACAGGUUCCCAGGAAGUCUGUGUACGACCAGCUGAACCAGAUCCUCAUCUCUGACGAACGCCUACCAGAGAGCAUCAUCCUCAUCAACACCAUGGAGUGGCAAGGGCAGUAUGUAGCGGAGUUGCUCCAUGAACAGGGCCAGCCCAUUGUGUCCACCUGCUCUGCUGCCGAUGUUCAGGCUGCCUUCAACACUAUCGUCACCCGCAUCCAGAGAUUCUGUAACUGCAAUGCACAGACACCACCGACGAUCAAGGUGGCGGUGGCGGGCGACCAGAGCUACCUGAGCACCAUACUGAGGUUCUUUGUGGAGCAGCUGGCCAACAAGACACCGGACUGGCUCAGUUACAUCCGCUUCUUGGUGAUCCCUAUAGGUUCUCACCCCCUGGCCAAGUACGUGGCCUCGUUUGACAGCAGGUUCAACAGUAUCUUCAUGGACACCGCAUGGAGGGAGCUGUUCUGCAGGACAGAACGGCCCGCCUCAGAUAACAUAGAUGUAGCAGGACGAGUUGUUCAGUAUCUGGCCGGUGCCAACGUGUCCCACCAGUUCCCCAUCUCAGAAGCUAUGCUCACCUACAAGCAGAAGAGGAAGAGAAGUUUGUAUUUUGAUUUUUACAUCAGCCCGGACGAGGACUCCUGUCAGAAAUUUGUGCCAUUCAUUGGGGUUGUGAAGGUUGGCAUUGUGGAGCACAGCCUCUCAACCUCUGUGGACUCAGAUGAUGCCAUGGGGGGAAAUACGAGCAUCCUGUCCUCCCCAACGCCCCCAUCGGCUGGUCCGUAUGGGAAGGAGAUUGGGGGCACGCCCCCUCAGUCUCCCUCCGUCUCCACCGCCCUCUCUGGAGCUGGUUCUCCAUGCUCAGGCGGUGAAGUGAUGGGGCUCCAGGUGGAUUAUUGGACGUGGCAAGGCCCGGAGAAGAAGAAAGAGGGAGAGAAGAGAGAUGUCGGUCUGAAGAACACGCUGAAAAGUAACUUCCGUUCACUGCAAGUCAGCCGCCUGCCCUGCGGCGGAGAGCUCACCCCUCCGCCCAGCAUGGCCAUGACUGUGGUGACCAAGGAGAAGAACAAGAAAGUGAUUUUCCUCAGCAAGAAGCCCAAGGAGAAAGAGCUGGACUCUAAGAGCCAAGUGAUUGACGGUAUCAGUAGGUUGAUCUGUACAGCCAAGCAUCAGCACACGAUGCUGAGAGUUUCUAUCGAUGGAGUGGAGUGGAACGAUGUCAAGUUUUUCCAGCUGGCCGCCCAGUGGCCGACUCAUGUCAAGCACUUCCCGGUGGGAAUCUUUGGUUACACAAAGCCCAUGUGACCCCGGCCACCGCCCACCCGUCACCACCGGACUCUCCCCUGCACUUGUCUCACCGAGACGCUACGGAGAAGUAGAGGAAACGCCAAGUGGCCCCGGCAGUAAUAGUUUUCCUGUGGAAACCUUACUGACUCAUAACCACGUGUUCAAUACACCCAAACAAAAUUUCAUGUUGUCAGUUUGAUGUUUUUGAUGUUGAUGUUGUUGGUUGUUGUUGUUUUUUUACACACUACAAAAAGAACAAGUACUAUUUUGUAAGAUUUGUGCUGCCGCCUCGGAAGUAUUUUGAGGUUUUUGACAAUUUGCCACAUUUCGAUAAUGGCAGCUGUGUUUGCACUUUGUUUUUGUUAACAUUUUAUUAUUUCUGUGAAAUCCUACGUUUAUUGUUACUCUAUAGACAAUGGAGGAGUGUGAUGGUGAUGUGCAGUGGUGUGUGUGUGAGAUCGUUUGAGACUGUGUUCGUGUUUGUUAUUGAAAGUUGGAAUAUUGCUGUGAAUCUAGAUGGAAUCCUUCCCUUCUAACUCAGUGCUCUGUUUUCUUACUCGUCCCUUACUUUAUUUUUGACAAAAGCGUUAACUUUUAUAGUAAAGAACACAUUACCUUGUUCUUUCUGCCUUGUUGCUUUUAAGCACACUGUGUACCUAAAGCAAAUCAAAAACAGUUGAAGCAAGGUAUUUUUGAAGGUAGCUAUUAUGAAUGUAGCUAUAAUGCAUUUGUAACACAUGUAAACAGCUCAUGAAAUCGAUCCUUUGUUCAUCAAUGUAAGUGCUGAAGUUUUUGUAUCGGUGUCAGUGUAGAUUCAUUACUAAAGGCUGUCGGCCUGUAAAGUUAUAUAACCACUUUGAAGCAGGGUAACCUGAUACACAGAACAAUGUAUUUCAACUCCAACAGCUGAAUGCCAAAUGUAAAAAUCCCUUUAGUUGUGAAUGCAUUCUGUCUACUCUUUCAGUCCUGAUCUGUUUGUUACAAUUCAUUCCCAGUUGAGAUUUGGUCUUUAAUUAGAGGUUUUACACCACUUAUUUGUGGUAAGUGGUUUCCUCGUGUUCAACUCUGAUAUAUAUCGGCUUGCUAGUGUCCGUCUCAUAGACUUGCAGUAUAUUAUCAAUUAUUGGAUUAGAUCAGAUGUGUAGUGAUGUGCCAAAGUCAAAGUUUCUUAUACAGGAUAACUACCAGAACUUUGAGCUGUACACUUCUCUUGGCUAAACUAAAUAUUAUGCUUCAACUGGCUAAAAAUGUACAGAAGAUGUAUUUGUUGUCCCUGUAGACAUCAGUAUUGAGUACUGAGCUUGGAAAAAGAUAAAAACAACAAAAAAAAAAAAUUCAUGAACAUCAUAUGGUAAACUCUUCCACAUUUGGUUCAAUUAAGGCAAAGUAUGUUUUUAAAUGUGCACAUCCUAACCAAGCAAUUUACACUGCGUCCUGUACUGCAGCCUCGUCGUGGCUGGACAUGCAAGUAGUACAUAAAAACCUUAAAAAGGUCUUAUCCGUUCAGUAUUGUGUAGGCCUCUCUCUGGACAUGUCGUAUUGGGAAUGAAUUGGUCCGACUUGAAGUGCGCUGUGACACAAACGUCGAGCGCGGUCCAAGUAUUAAGUUGUUUUUAAAGCUGAUUUGAUGGUGGAAAAAGCAUAUGGUUGGAGCCUUGCCAGAUGUCCAAGUCACUGCCUGUGUGUGUCUGUGUAGGUGUGAUAAAUGUUUGAUGGUACUCCCUGAAUAGUGUUACUUAUGUGAACUUCUUGCAAUAGGAAACCUUUGGACAAAGGGCCUUCUGUAUGAGUUUCUUUGUUGCUUUUUUAUAAAGUGAAGACUUACAAGCUUUGAUAGGCUGGCUUUUUUAGUAUUGUAUAUAAAUAUACAAGAUGUACUAUUGUGAAUCGCAAAUCCCCCCUUCUACUAAAUUGAAAGCACAAACUUGCCCUUGUUUCUCACCUUAAAUGCCAAAUGUUACCAAAAUGGAAAUGGAUGGAUUUCUACAAUGCAAACACUAUUCAAUAUGUAUUCUCUUGUACAUUUCUCUCCCACUGUGUAAUGCACUUUCUCAUGGUUUUAUACCUUUCAGCUCUGAUUGGGACACCUUUUGGUUUUGGAGGUGAAGUGUUAAAAUCUGUUCAAAAUAUAAACCACUACCUAGGCUGUACUUUUUUCAGUUUUAACUUUGCCCUUUUUUGUGGUAAGAUUGUCAUUUUUUUUUUUUUCUGUUGAUAGGAUUAAGCCCCUUCUGAGGUCUGAGGAACCAUCACAACUCUGUUACUUUUUGAUUUUGCCACUCGGGAUGUUACGAAGCUUAUUCAGCAGCUACCACCAUAAGUGUCUGCCUGUGGCUGUUUAGUCAAACCGUCUUGUUUCCUGGUUUUCCAAGUGUUCGCUGUCUUCUCUUAGCUGGGAGAAGUGGCCUGGCCCGUGUGUGUUCUGUGGAGCUGGGCUGUGAAGUGCUGGCCAGGGCGGAGUUGUGUGUGGAGGGAGCUCAUCAUUUGAAUUAGCCCUUUAAAUCCCCCAAAAGGGCCUAAUGACAAGUGUAUCUCAAUGUAUUUGACCUCAAGAGUUUUUUUGCCCUAAAUCUAGAGGUAGCAUGGGGGUGUUUUACAAGACUGGAUCAUUGAGCCGGCAUGCUCACGUCACACCACCGUCGUCUACCAUCUGAAAACGGAGCACUGCAGGAAAAGUUGAACAUCACUUAACAUUUUGUCGUGAAUGAACAGAUUACAAGUGUUACAAUAACAUGCCAUCUCACUGAUCCUGUUACUUGAAAUGCCACCCAGUGUCUUUGCACAAACCCUAUUUUAAAUGACAUGACAGUAUUUUUAAAUUUACCACUA